Messenger RNA from Periconia digitata, 639 nucleotides. NCBI's taxonomy places the organism in Eukaryota, Fungi, Ascomycota, Dothideomycetes, Pleosporales, Periconiaceae. The record is from the annotation of a GenBank genome assembly.
AUGAGCCUCGUCGCCGAUCCGCUGGAUCGCAUCUUCGCCGGAAACCGCACCUACGCCGAAAGAACUGUGCAGGAUGACCCGCAUCACUUCUCCCAGCUCAGCAAAGGCCAGUCGCCCGAGAUCCUGUGGAUAGGCUGCGCCGACUCCAGAGUCCCAGAGACGACCCUGUGCAAUCUCAAGCCCGGCGACAUCUUCGUCCAUCGCAACAUUGCCAACUGCGUCCACACCGACGACCUGUCCUCUGCCUCGGUUGUCGAGUAUGCCGUCGCCCACAUCAAGGUCAAGAAGGUGGUCGUGUGCGGCCACACCAGCUGUGGAGGAGCCAACGCAGCCCUCAGCGAUGGCGAUCUGGGGACCACUUUGAAUACAUGGCUGCACCCCGUUCGAGAACUCCGCCGCAAGCACAAAGCCGAGCUAGAAAAGCUGCCCGACGACGCCGCCCGUGCUGUCCACCUCGCCGAACUCAACGUCCACUCCUCCAUCGAAGUCCUCAAGCAACACCCCUCUAUCAAGCGCGCCAUCUCCGAGCGCGGCCUGUCAUUACACGGCGUCAUCUAUGAUAUCGCCGCUGGCCAACUGCGCUUGCUUGAAGAGACGGGCAAUAGCAAAAAGUCUUUCGGACUGUGGUCGCCCAACUGA